UCUCCGUUCGUAAACAUCCCGAUUUUCGCGGCGUCGCGAUGAUAAAAUAGUGAUUUUCGGCUGCACAGAAAACACGGCACCCAUCGCAGCAUCAUCAUGAAGAAGGAGGGAGAAGAGGUCCCGGCGCGGACGUUCAAAUUAGCGCACCAAAUCCUCAGCCUGACCGGGAUCAACUUUGAGCAGAAGAGCAUCAUCGGCUUCGUGGAGAUGACCAUCGUGCCGACGAGCGAUUGGUUGCCGGUGAUAAAGCUCAACUGCCGCCAGUGUCGCAUUUACCGGGUCAUUCUGAAUGAUCGGUGCGAGUGCCAGUACUACUACUUUGACCCAUUCCAGGACAUUUGCCAGGACGAAAAGAAGAACAAAUCGCUGGAGUACUUCUCCAAGUGCCACCUGAAUGUCGCUCGCAAAACCGAUGCCGAUCAGAAUGGGGGCGAGCUGGUGGUGGUCGUACCACCGGAAGCGAAAUACCUGAUCCGCGAGGGCCGGGGCCUGAGGGUGGGGAUCGAGUUUUCGCUCGAGAACCCGCACGGUGGCAUCCACUUUGUCAUACCGGAAGGUGAAGGUACGAUGGAGGAGCGUGGGGCGCACAUGUUUACGUACGGGCACGAGAACUCAUCGCGCAUGUGGUUCCCCUGCAUCGACAGCUACUCGGAACCGUGCACCUGGAAGCUGGAGUUUACGGUGGACAAAAACAUGACGGCCGUAUCGUGCGGUGAGCUGCUCGAGACCGUCAUGACGCCGGAUUUGCGGCGUAAAACCUUCCACUAUUCCCUAUCGGUGCCUGUGUGCGCCCCAAACAUUGCGCUCGCGAUCGGUGCCUUCGAGAUACUGGUCGAUCCGCACAUGCACGAGGUGACACACUUCUGUCUGCCCCAUCUGAUGCCACUGAUGCGCAACACGGUACGCUAUCUGCACGAAGCGUUCGAGUUCUACGAGGAAGCGCUUUCGACGCGUUACCCGUUCUCGUGCUACAAACAGGUCUUUGUCGAUGAGAUCGAUAGCGAGAGCAAUGCGUACGCUACGAUGACGAUCCUGUCGACGCAUCUGCUCCACUCGAUCGCCAUCAUCGAUCAAACGUUCCAUUCGCGUAAAGUCAUGUCGAAAGUGGUAGCGGAACAGUUUUUCGGUUGUUUCAUCACGAUGGAGAACUGGUCCGAUGCAUGGCUAGCGCGCGGUAUCGCCGAAUAUCUUUGUGGACUGCACUCGAAGAAGUGUUUCGGUAACAAUGCGUACCGUGCCUGGAUCCGGGACGAGCUGGCGGAAGUGGUACGGUACGAAGAGCAGUACGGUGGCAUCAUACUGGACUGUAGCCAACCGCCCGCCCCACCGGCCAUCUCGAGCAUCAACAACCAACCGGCGGCCCCGAUGAAAGCGUACAACGAUAACCCGUUCUACUUCCCCAUCAAGAACCUGCACACGAUGUCACCGAAGUACAUUGUGCUGAUGCGCAAGAAGGCUCACCUGGUGAUCCGUAUGUUGGAGCACCGGAUCGGCUUGGAGUUGCUGCUACAGGUGUUUAACAAGCAGCUAGCGCUUGCUUCGAACGCCGCCGGUACCAAGAUCGGUGCCGGGCUGUGGGGCCAUCUGCUGAUCUCGACCAACGUGUUCACGAAGGCCAUCUUCACCGUCACUGGCAAGGAUAUGGCCGUGUUUAUCGAUCAAUGGGUACGCACCGGUGGCCAUGCCAAGUUCACAAUGACCUCCGUGUUCAACUCAAAGCGUAAUACGAUUGAGCUCGAAGUCCGGCAAGAUUGUGUGAACCAGCGGGGUGUCCGGAAGUACGUGGGGCCAUUGCUGAUUCAGUUGCAAGAACUGGACGGUACCUUCAAGCACACGCUACAGAUCGAGAACAUUAUCGUGAAGGCGGACAUUACCUGCCACUCGAAGAGUCGACGAAACAAAAAGAAGAAAAUUCCGCUCUGUACUGGGGAAGAGGUGGACAUGGAUCUUACCAUUAUGGCUGAAUCUCCCGUGCUAUGGAUACGGCUCGAUCCUGAGAUGACGCUGCUUCGCUCCGUCAACAUCGAGCAACCGGAUUUUCAGUGGCAAUUUCAGUUGCGCCACGAGCGGGAUGUGACCGCUCAGCUCGAUGCUAUUCAAGCGCUGGAGAAGUACGCCACUCCACAGGCCCGCCUUGCACUAACCGAUACGAUCGAGAACGAGCGUAUCUUCUACGAGGUGCGCUGUCAAGCGGCCCUUUGCCUUACGAAGGUGGCAAACGCCAUGGUCACCUCCUGGCAGGGACCACCGGCGAUGCUGACGAUUUUUAAGAAGUUUUUCGGCUCCUACAGUGCCCCACACAUCAUACGGCAGAACAACUUUACCAACUUUCAACAUUAUUUCCUCCAAAAAACGAUCCCCGUUGCAAUGGCUGGGUUGCGGACGGCACACGGUAUUUGUCCACCGGAGGUGAUACGCUUUCUGCUCGAUCUGUUCAAGUACAACGACAAUUCGAAGAACCACUACUCGGAUAACUACUAUCGGGCGGCACUGGUGGAGGCUCUCGGCAACACGAUCACACCCAUCAUCUCCGUCGUGCACCAGGGCCGAGCGCUUUCAUCGGAGAACCUGUCAGCGGAUGCAAAGCUUGUGCUGGAGGAGGUUACACGAAUCUUGAAUCUGGAGAAGCAUCUACCGUCCUACAAGUACACGGUCUCGAUCGCUUGCCUAAAGGUGAUUCGGAAACUCCAGAAAUGUGGCCAUCUGCCGACAAAUCCGAAGAUCUAUCGUAGCUACGCAGCGUACGGCCAGUACAUCGAUGUGCGUCUGGCCGCGAUGGAGUGUUUGGUCGAUUAUGUGAAGAUCGAUGGUCGGUGGGAAGAUUUGGAGCAUCUGAUCGAUCUGCUGGAGACGGAUCCGGAUCCGAUGGCACGCCAUCAGCUGGGACGGCUGUUGAUCGAUGCUAUGCCGUUCGAUAAAGGCAAUCGGCAUCGGUUGGAUCGCGAGGAGCUUGCGGUGCGCAUUUUCGAGAACAUGAAUAGCAAACUCUCCCACGACACGAAGCUACGGUGCGAUAUGGUCGAUCUCUAUUAUGCUCUGUACGGUACCCGGAUGCCCCAGUGUUUGACGACCCAGGAGUUGGGGAAUCUGCUGCGUGUUCACAAGCAAAGCUUCGGUAGCUCCUCAACGGAUCGUAACAGCCGAAGGGCUUCUCCCUCGACGGAUGAAAUCGAUCUCGGACCGUACUAUGUGACGGAAAUGAAACGGGAACGUCGCUCCAACACACCGGAACCCGUUGAUCGAAAUGAUUCAUAUGAUACGCCUCGCAUUGGCACAAACUCACAGCCAACAGCAACGGCAACGACCGUGAGAAGCCGUGAGGUUUCCCCAUUCACCGAGGACCUUCGUCGGCAGGAGCGCGAAGAGAAUGAACGGGUUGCGCGUGAGAAUCAAAUCAUCAUCGAAACGAUGGAGGCCAGCAUCAAGGCGGAAGCGAUCGAGAAUGAAAGCAAAGGAACAAAAUCGAAUGUCGCUUCGGGGGUGGCACCAAUUCCUGUCCCCUCGGUUAAGGAAGAAAUUAUCGAUCUGGACGAUACGGAUACACCGACGAGCGCACACGAGGGACAACCGGCGGCCAAGAAGAUGAAGUCAGAGUUUUACUCCGACAACUCGAUAUCGCUUCCGGGCAUCAAUACGGGUAACUCGCAGCCGGCCGGACCGACCGGGUUCGAGCCUGGUAUGUUUGGAGCACUGGCCAGCGCUAAGAUUAGUGGCGAUCUAUCCGAUCCAAACACUUCCAAAAUCGAUGGAACUAAGAAAAAGAAAAAGAAAGAUAAGAAGAAGCAUAAACACAAGCAUAAGCACAAGCACAACAAGGACAAGGAUCGGGAUCGCGACCGGGACAAGGACCGUGAGCGGGACAAGAGCAAAGAGAAGGAAAAGAAGGAUCCCAACAUAGUGCGCGUGAUCCGGGAGGAGACGCAGGAGACGCUCAGCUCGGCCGAUAGCUCCAGCCGGGACAGCAAUCCGACGACGGUCGAUUUGACGUUGUAACUGGGUGGCUUAUUUUUCUUUUCAACAUCUUUUAUCUUUAAAAUGUAGAUAAACUACUAAAUAUCAUCGA
This is a messenger RNA of Anopheles aquasalis, 4063 nucleotides long. RefSeq names its product TATA-box binding protein associated factor 2 (gene Taf2). Gene Ontology annotation, cellular component: transcription factor TFIID complex. The record is from RefSeq and is a predicted model, not a curated record. NCBI's taxonomy places the organism in Eukaryota, Metazoa, Arthropoda, Insecta, Diptera, Culicidae. Gene Ontology annotation, molecular function: chromatin binding; RNA polymerase II general transcription initiation factor activity; metallopeptidase activity. Gene Ontology annotation, biological process: transcription initiation at RNA polymerase II promoter.